Molecule: messenger RNA, 543 nt
Organism: Salvia splendens (bonfire salvia)
Lineage: Eukaryota; Viridiplantae; Streptophyta; Magnoliopsida; Lamiales; Lamiaceae
Product: predicted GPI-anchored protein 58
Exons: 1
Coding region: 1-543 (180 amino acids)
Source: RefSeq, a predicted model, not a curated record
AUGUUGCUUGAACAACUCCCAACUUCAUCCUCCUCCUCCAGUUCCGCUGCCGGUAGUGAGGACCGGAGAACCUCGCCCCGAGCCCAAGUAGAAAGCCCUAGCCCAUCUUCUCAACCACCACCGCAAACAAGUGUCGCUGCUCCAUAUCCCGAAAUAGAUGAAGAAGCCCAACGGUGCCUGACCAGAAUCCUCCGGAGUAUGCCCUCCGAGAUGGAUAUCGCGACAGUUUAUGCCACCGUGAAAGCCCGCCUUAGAAUAUCUCUAUCAAAGGACCGAGCCACAACUUCCAUAUCAGAAAAUCCUCCCCGACCCCUUCCAUCUGCCUUCCAAAGACAAGCCCCCCUUCGCACCCCUGAACCUACGCCCGUCGCCCCCCUGGUACAGUAUAGCAGGGACGAGUCUGGAGAAGAGGGAGGGGCGCAGCCCGCCGCCAUCCCGACCGAAGAAGCACUGUCCGUGCCGCCGCCACAUAGAGAAGGCACGACAGCUCCCAAUGCUCCGACGCCACCAAGUGGCGGAGGCUCAACUCCCCUACUCUCCUAG